AUGGCACCCAAAGGCCGUUCGCCGACCUACAUGGUCGUGCUCGCAGCAGCAAUGCUCGACGCAGCGACGGCGUUCCCAGCGCAGGUCCUGAAGACGAGGGCCCCAUCGACUCCAUUCGCGCCGAUUGAUCCUCAGAAUUGGGUGAAUCCUGACAACAUGACUUGGGACGACUUUGUUGCACCACCAAGCACAUCUUGGAGCGACCCUGCGCGCAAGGGAAGGGACCGGAACUUCAACAUCGCUAUGGUCACCGUCGACUACCCGGACUCCCCAUUCGUCGUUACACUGGCACCCAACUCUGAUAUUUUUGGCAACCCUCAACCGCUCGCUGCUGGCUUGGCCCGAGAGGACGUUCCUAAAUUCUACCAUGACUUGCUGAACACGCCCAACGACCUCAACGAGGGUCACACUCUGCACGAGUAUUGGAUGGGUGACUCGUUUGGAAAGUACGGUGUCGAUUUGACAGUCUUCGGGCCUUACCGUAUGCCGGCGAAGAGCUAUCAGUACGGUGUAGACGACGAGGAGGGCGGCUUCAACGAGGAUGCUUGCCCAGAAGGCCCGCCAUGCUCGGUCGACCUUCGAACAGACGCUCUUGGCGCGUGGCGCAGAGAUGUCGGUAACGCUACAGCGGAUGCCUUCGAGCUGGCGUUUAUCUUGUCCGCUGGCCAGGAUGAAUCUUCGACGUGGCAAGAAUUCGGAGAGAUGAAGUUUCUGACCAAAGAGGAUAUUCCUGAGGAGUUUGGCCCACCAGCGAACAGCUCGCUUCCCAACUACGCCAACACCCGCUACGUCGAGUGGACUUCCUGGGCUGCAGCCUCCACCAUCUGGCCCAACGCUGGAGGCGGCUCGUCCACACAGGGCGAGUCGAGUGGUAUGGCCACGUUUGCCCACGAGCUGUCCCAUCUUCUCGGUAUUGGGGACAACUACAACAACCCCUACAGCGUCCCUCCCCGCCGUGCAUACACUGGACCGUUCAGCAUGCUUGACCGCGGCUCCUUCAACGGUCCCGGUGGCCCCCACACACGCUGGCAGAUUCCUCCUGUUCAGGGAGCCUCGAUGGGUUCUCUGCACACUAUGCGUGACAAGCACCAGAUUGGCCUGAUCGACGAGACCCCGAUCCUGCAAGUGUCUCGCUCUGGUCUGGCUACCUCGGGCCCUGUCAUCGCUGAGAUCACGGCGCGCUCCGUCGACCCCGGCUCCGGUCUUAUGGGCAUCAACAUCACCUUUGGUAGUCAAGGCGACCUGGCACCGGCCUGCAAUAUUUCCACCGACGCUCUCUGCGACGGCCGCGGCUACAACAACUACAACCUCGAAGUGGUGGACCGGAUGGGCGCCGACUCCUUCUGCCCCGACUCGGGCGUCAUGAUCAGCAAGACCAAGAACAGCGACAGCGAGCAGCCCUUCCAGUGGGUCAUCGACGCCAAUCCUCAGGAUGCGCGUGUGGUAGAUUUCUACCUGCCCAACGGCACUGCCAGGUACUGGAGCAUCGGCGACUACCGCCAGUUGGUGGACGCGCUGUUCCACGCCGGCACCGACUCUGGCAGUGAGUACGAGCACGUGGAUGAGGCGAACGGUCUGCACUUUUACGUUCUGGACAUGAAGCGCGAUGCUUCUGGCAUUUUGCGCUACACCGUCGGCGUGCGUUCCACGAACGGCACCUCGACGGCCAAGCACGACGUCAAGCUGCGCCAGGGCACUGUAUCCGGCAACUCGUCGUCCAAAGGGCUGUACUGCACGUUCCAGCUGGACAACACGGGCAAGGCUGGCACGAACACGACCAGCGUCCACGCACAAGAUUUGACCGCGUACCUCGGAUCCGACAUCUUCAGGCUGGAGGCCAAGGUCGAGGGCAAGGGUUGGGAAGCUGGGGUGCCGAACGCUCUUGCGCACGCCAAGUUUGGGGAGAGCACGGAGGUCAAGGUUGCUGUGAGGAGCGGGUACGGUGCUGUUGAUCAGGCGACGGUCAAGCUCACUGUGACGAGCGAAAGUGACGCCACGGUCAAGGCGCAGAAGAGCUGCAAGGUGCAGGCUUGA
Messenger RNA from Ascochyta rabiei, 2034 nucleotides. RefSeq lists its product as uncharacterized. Gene Ontology annotation, molecular function: peptidase activity. The transcript is spliced from 2 exons. Bases 1 to 2034 code for a protein of 677 amino acids. Gene Ontology annotation, biological process: proteolysis. The record is from RefSeq and is a predicted model, not a curated record. NCBI's taxonomy places the organism in Eukaryota, Fungi, Ascomycota, Dothideomycetes, Pleosporales, Didymellaceae.